This is a messenger RNA of Melanotaenia boesemani (Boeseman's rainbowfish), 2764 nucleotides long. RefSeq names its product adaptor related protein complex 5 subunit zeta 1 (gene ap5z1). NCBI's taxonomy places the organism in Eukaryota, Metazoa, Chordata, Actinopteri, Atheriniformes, Melanotaeniidae. The transcript has 18 exons. The record is from RefSeq and is a predicted model, not a curated record. The coding region runs from base 62 to 2503 and encodes 813 amino acids. Gene Ontology annotation, cellular component: AP-5 adaptor complex.
CAGCCGCACUGUUUAUCUUCCGGUACCGAUGUAGAGUAAUACUGUAUAUGUUUCUUUCAAAAUGUAUUCCCAUGGUUCCGAAAGUUUAAUUAAACAAGCGAGGGAGAUUCAGGAAUCUGAGCUGCAGAAGUUUUACAUCAGACUCAUUAAGCUUCUCCAGGUGAAGGAGCUCGGUCAUGAGGCCGUGGACUCCCUGGAAAGGCUGCAUCUCAUUCUUUCUGUCAACAAGUACGCCAGAAUACUGCCUUCAGAGCUUCAGCAGAGGCUUGUAUUACUCCUCCCAGCACCUCAAGAGCAGCUUCAGGUCCUGAGCUCUGCUGUUCUCAGAGAAACGCUGCCCCUCUCUGGUCAGGAGCUGAACUACAAACAAGAAAACAGCCAUGCUGCUGCUCUGUUGCUUUCACAGGCGGGAUCCAAAUCUGAUCUGUCAAAUCUGUGUGCUCAAAUCAUUCGGAGUCUAGAGAGCCGACCAUCAGAAGGACCAGCUCACUCACUCGCACACACCCUCCCAGUCCUCAACACCAUCCUCUCACACAGUCCAGAGUGCCUUACUGAAGACCAUGUGACCCUCCUGAGUAAAAAGCUUGUUGAUUGGCUGCGUUAUGCUAGCAUAAUGCAGGGAGGCGGGGCCUCAACAGGGGGAUUCUUCACAGGAUCCAGAUCUCGCCAGCCAGUGCCUAUAGCAGAGCUGGAUGGGACGACAUCAGGGGAUUUCUUCACAGUGCUCUGCGUGGGGCUGGGCUUCACCGAGGAUCAGUGGAUGAACGUCUAUUCGUUUUCAAUGCUGCGCCACUGGCUUCUUACCUAUCAUUCUGUUUCCAACGCCAACACUGCGCUGGAUACUGCAAACAGGCUACAGCUCAGCCUCUCCCUCUCCCACUCAUUUUCCAUCGAUGAUCGGUCAGAGGUGGACGGGUCAGUGGUUUCCAUGGUUUCAGCUACUUCUUCCUCCAGCCGUCUGCUGCCUCCAAAGGAGCGUCUGAGAGAGAAAGCGUUCCAGUACUGUCAGCGCCUCAUCGAACAGUGCGAUCGCAAGGCAAACAAGAAGACGGACACAGAACUGCAGAAAGCGUGUCUGGUGGAGGCGGUGUGCAUCCUGGAUUGUGUGUGUGUUGAGGAGCCUUCACUGGUCUUCCGAGCGUUCCCGUGCAUAAAGGCUCUCUUUGGCCGGCUCAGCUCUGACCUGUCGUUUGCCAGAGUCCUGCUGCCUAUUGCACAGUUCUACCUCCACUACGCUGAGAUGGCAGCAGUGGACUGUGAGAGUGUGUGGAAGCUGGUGUUUGGCCGGUUUCCGGCCGAGCUGUUCAACGAUCCCUUCCUGGCACACGAGUUUCUGCGCUUCCUUCGACUGAACCUGCAGAGCGUGCAGCUUCGAGCGCCGCUGUACACGCGCUUCUUCCCCAAUCUCCUGAAGUUUUUAGCAUGGGACAGUCCAGCAGUGGUGGACGACUUUGUGGAUCUGCUGCCCUCUCUGGUCACCAAGGGAACUGCAGUGGAGUUGCUUCACACUUUGCUGGAUUUGCCCUGUCUCUCUGCCACACUAGUCUUGCAACUCAGGUCUACGUGUUUGCCCAUCUCGGAGCAGGGCAGUCGAGGCCUCCUGUCAUUGGAUGCCUUUAGAAACCCUUCUUUCAGAGGACUUUUCCUUUUUUUGCUUCGAGGGGAAGCAGGUUCAGGCGACACCAUCGACCGAUUGAGCACACUCCAUGAGCUGCUAGCUGAAGCUGCCGACUGGCCGAGAGUCGUUCGCUGUGCUCAGACGGUUCCCGUUCUUUUGCACAUUUAUUUCAACACAGUCGUUACGGUGGCCGAUGAGAAGCUUUUAGCCCAUUUGAUUCUGGUGAUGCUGGAGAGGAGCAGCCUGCUCCUCAACAUCCCCACAUAUGGCAAGGAGAUACAAAGGGUGUUCAGCUGUCACCUGCUGAGGCUGUGCAAGCUCCACCCCUCUCUGGUGGUGGACCAGUCUCGUGAGCUGCUGGAGUUCGCUGGGACCACAGCCAACGUCUACAGCAAAGAAGAAAUCUAUACUCAUGUGGUGUGGGUGCUGGGUGAGUACCUGUCUGUGUCAUCUGACUCUCGCUGCUCUGUGAGUCUCAUCACUUCCUGUUUCGAAGCUUUGGAGGCGGUGCUGUUUGAGGUCACCUCAUCUGCCCCGUCACCUGGAACGGCAUGCCCCGCCCCUAAAGUAAUCACCACUUUAAUGAGCGCUCUUGCUAAGCUGGCAUCGCGAUCACAUGACCUCAUACCCAGGGUGUCUCUGUUCCUCUCCAAGCUAAGAACAGUAACCAAAAGUGGAUCGGUCCCCUGGUGCUCUGAAGAAGAGGACCUUGUUGCCAUAGUAACACGAGGGGAGGAGUUAUGGUCACUCCUGAAAUCUCCUGGCGUAGCUCAGAGCGUCCUGACCCCACCUCUUCACGUCAUCACACCACAGUGGCACAGGGACACCAAUCUGGCCAUGCCGCUGCAACUGAGACUUCUCACCAGCCUCACACACUCGCAGUGACACACACACAUCAUCAUCAUCUUGCACUGGCACUACUGAAGCAUCAGCUGCACAAAAUGACAUCUCCACCCUGAGAGCUGCAUCCUAAUGAGCAUUAUUUAAUUUUUUUUUGUUUGCACAUCAUUCUUGUAAAUUAAUGAAAUCCUUCUGUGAAACUUGAUUGAAUAUUCAAAAAAUACACAAAUCUCUUGAGUGUUUUGUAACUUUUUUAAUGAAUUAAUUCACAGAAUUUUUUAUUUGACAAAAUAUAUCUUCUGAUUA